CUUCUGCACCCCACCUCUCUUCCUCCCUCCCUCCCUCUCCUCUUUUUCACGCACCCCCCUCCCUUCCCCUUUCUUCUCCAUUUCAAUAUCUUUCUCCUUCUUUAAAACUUCCUGUUUUUAUCAUCACCCCCCCCCUCCAACCUCUGAUCUUCUCCUGUUUAUCCCCUCUUCCACCGGUGACCUUGCCGACGGCGGACCUAUGUCGGUUUCCAUUUCGGAUGCAACCUCAAGGGAAGACAACAAUGAAGACAUACCAAGAAGCUUUGAAUAACUUGAGCAACAUAUCUUCUUUUCUUGAUUUUGUUUUCUUGAUUUUUGAUGUAUUUUGGAAAUAAAAGGGGUUGUCUGUCUGCCAGACAACUUGAAAGUGCAGUGUCUGUAAGAGUCGUGAAGUUGUCUGUCCUUUGAAAAAUAAAUGUCUGUAAUUGAUAUUUAAUUGUUUGUCAUUUGUUUAUUAGUUGUCUGUAUUUGUUUUGAGUUGUCUGUAAUGACUUGUUUGCCAUGUUGUUGUAAGGUGUCUGUAAAAGUCGUGAAGUUGUGUGUAACUCAUAUUUAGUUGUUUGUCAUUUCAUUGUGAGUUGUAAGUAAUUUGUGGUGAAAAAUAAUGUCUGUCUUGUUAUCUUUAUUGUCUGUCUAGUUAUAUGUAUUGUCUGUCUUUUUUAUGAAACAUAUGUCAAAAUGGUAAUUCACAAUAAACUAAUGUAUGUAUGUGUAUACUUAUGUCUGUAUGUGUAUAUUUAAUGUCUGUCUCGUUAUACUAAUUACAUCUCAAAAAAUAAACAUCACAAAUUACAUACAGACAACUCAAAACAAAUAAAGACGACUCAAAUUAAAUGAAAAACAAUUAACCAUCAAUUACAGACAGACAGACACUGCACUUACAAGUUGUCUAUCAGACAAACAACCCUUUUAAUUUCGAAAAAACACCAAAAAAUCAAGUCUCCCCAUGUAUCCAACUCAAGUCAUUCAAAGUUUCUUGGUCUACACCUUCACUAUUGUCUCCCCAUGUAUCCAACAUCACCGGAGCUCUCCCCGUUCGUCCGAUUACUGUAGCUUGUGCAUUUGAAAUGAAUAAAAAAAGACAGAAGAGGAGAGAAGCAUUAGAAGAAGCUUGGAGGGGGGAAAGAUGGAAAAAAUGAGAAGUAUUAAUGAAGGGGGGAGAUCUUGAAAUGGGGAAGAAAACAAGAUUUGGAGAAAAGAGAAAGGAAGGGAGGGGGUGUGGGGGGUGCGUGAAAAGAAGGAGAGAGGGUAGGAGGAGAGAAGAAAAG
Molecule: messenger RNA, 1268 nt
Organism: Cuscuta epithymum
Lineage: Eukaryota; Viridiplantae; Streptophyta; Magnoliopsida; Solanales; Convolvulaceae
Source: the annotation of a GenBank genome assembly